Messenger RNA from Clarias gariepinus (North African catfish), 927 nucleotides. It is a transcript of the gene acod1, whose product is annotated as aconitate decarboxylase 1. NCBI's taxonomy places the organism in Eukaryota, Metazoa, Chordata, Actinopteri, Siluriformes, Clariidae. Gene Ontology annotation, molecular function: lyase activity. The record is from RefSeq and is a predicted model, not a curated record.
AUGUCGUCUUCAGCAAAGAUGCGAGCUGCUUGUAAGCGUGAACUGACAAAAGAGAAUAGCAGUGUGAAACCAGGAACAUUCCUUCCACCUCAAUAUGCUGCAUUUGUCAAUGGGGUAGUGGUGGGUUACAACUAAUUCUCACAUUCUAUGGAUUUUAAUGAUAUCUGGCAUCCUGCCACUCAUCCCUCUGGAGCCAUGCUGCCUGCUCUGCUUGCUCUGGCUGAGUUUUUGCCUUCUAAACCUUCAGGUUUGGAUCUACUUCUGGCAUUUAAUGUGGGACUUGAAGUUCAGGGAAGACUGCUGAGGUUUUCAAAAGAGGGUCAUAACAUUCCCAAAAGGUUCCAUCCUCCUACAGGUGGCGUUAUGGGCAACGCAGCCGCCACAGCUAAACUCCUGCGUCUGUCUCCAUCUCAGAUUAUGGCAGCUCUUGCAAUUGCAUGUUCAUCUGCUGGUGCACCACUGGUGAAUGCUGCUAUUCAGACAAAGCCACUGGGAAAUGCUGCUCAGAGGGGCCUGGAAGCAGCGCAGCUUGCCCUUCUUGGUCUAGAGAGCAACAAAUAGAUUCUGGAUCUGGAGUUAGGCUUUAAUUUAAAAUCUUCUACCAGGAUUAUUUUUCAUUUUCAUUAUUAGGCUGACGUUUCCCAAAUAAGCUCGUACAGGUGGGUGCUAGAAGAACAGGAUGUUGCAUUUAAGCGAUUUCCUGCCCAUCUCUGCAUGCACUGGGUAGCUGAGGCAGCAGUAACUGUGAGGAAUAAAAUUUACACUAGAGCGCCAAAUGCUGAUCUCAGUCAAAUUGAGAAGAUUGUACUGAGAGUCCUUUUAUCCAGAUACAUAGAUUGUCCACUUCCAGUGACAAAGCAUGAGGUUAGGCACACUUAUCAGUUCAACUGCUGCAAAACUAGAAGAGAAAGGAGGCACUGCAAGUGA